Molecule: messenger RNA, 1602 nt
Organism: Rhizoctonia solani
Lineage: Eukaryota; Fungi; Basidiomycota; Agaricomycetes; Cantharellales; Ceratobasidiaceae
Product: Sugar (and other) transporter
Exons: 12
Coding region: 1-1602 (533 amino acids)
Biological process (GO): carbohydrate transport; transmembrane transport
Cellular component (GO): membrane
Molecular function (GO): carbohydrate:proton symporter activity
Source: RefSeq, a predicted model, not a curated record
AUGGCGGGUUCGAAAGACAACGCCUCGGUUGACGGAAAGGCGUCCCCAACUGAACACUACGAUGCUAAACCACAGGUCAGUGGGUCUGCCGCUGAACGACAAGAGCGGAUGGCUGCGGCUCUUGCAAUUGACCCUGGUCACAAAACUUGGAGCUGGCGUGGAAUUCAAUCCAUUCUGAUUACUCUUUGUAUUUGCUGUUGCUCUGGAGACUCUGGAUUCGAUGGUACUGUUAUGGGUGGGAUCAAUACAAUGGCGCAAUAUCAGCACUACUUUGGGAUGAGUGGUGCUGGUGCUAAGACUGGAAUUAUUUUUGGUAUCUUCACCGUCGGGGCGCUCGUCGGGGCUAUUCCAGCUGCUUACCUUCCAGAUCGAUUUGGUCGCCGUGCUUCUAUGUUCUUUGGUAAUUCAAUCCUCGUCAUCGGAGCCGUCGUGACUGCAACUGCAACUCAUCGUGGAACAUUCAUUGGCGGUCGCUUCCUAACGGGUCUGGGCGUCGGUUGUGCGGGUGCUUCGGCGAAAUCAUACUUGGUUGAGAUCGUUCCGCCGCAGACUCGAGGCUUCUGGCUUGGGGUGCUGAACUCAUUCUAUUAUGUCGGGUCAAUGACGGCCACGGGUAUGAUGGUCUCUACUGGUCGUUGGAGCAAUGAGCUCUCUUGGCGUCUCCCACUUUACAUUCAGGCUGUUCCCGCUGGAAUCAAUGUGCUAUUCGUCUUCCUUUGCCCCGAGUCUCCCCGCUGGCUGUAUGCGAAUGGACAGAAGGAUAAAGCUCGCGCCAUUCUCGCCAAGCUUCACUCGGCUACGAAUGACCCGUAUUCGCCUGUCGUAGAGAUUGAAAUGGAAGAAAUAGAAGAAAAGACAAGCCUGGAUGGCACAGAUAAACGAUUCUGGGAUUUCAGGAGUCUUUUCAGGACAGCAACCGACCGUUACCGAACUUACAUGGUUAUCAUGAUUGGUGCUUUUGGGCAACUAUCUGGGAACGGCUUGAUUACCUACUUCCUCCCAGUACUCCUAGAACAAGCUGGCAUUACGUCACAAAAUAAGAGGCUCACACUAAACUUUGUUAACUCUGUGACCUCUAUGAUUGGCGCACUUACCGGCUCCGUGCUGAUCGAUCGCCUUGGUCGCCGGACUCUGCUUCUCGGAAGCACUACCACUCUCGUGCUGAUGCUUGCAAUUAUUAUCGGACUCCUCAGCUCGAAUGGAAAUAGCACUCAAGCUAAUGCUGGGAUUUCAUUUAUCUACUUGUUCAUGGUCAUAUUUUCCUUCGGCUGGACGCCUACUCAAGCAUUGUAUCCGGCCGAAGUGCUCAGCUAUCAAUCUCGCGCAAAGGGCCUUGCUUUCUUGAACGUAGUUACCCAAGCAUCUUCUUGUAUCAAUACAUUCGGCCUCCCUGUUGCUCUUGAGAAACUCGGAUGGAAGACUUAUAUCAUCUUCUUGGCUUGGGAUUCUUUUGAAGUGGUCAUGAUAUACAUGUUCGUUGUGGAAACUAAGGGUCUCACUCUCGAGCAGAUCGACGAGGUGUUUUCAGAGCCUAAUCCGCGCAAAUACAGUGUGGAACACGCUGCAACAUUGAAAGCCAGGAAGAAUCAGACGAGUGCCUGA